Messenger RNA from Polyodon spathula (Mississippi paddlefish), 1936 nucleotides. Its product is annotated as acyl-coenzyme A thioesterase 1-like. The transcript has 3 exons. The record is from RefSeq and is a predicted model, not a curated record. Gene Ontology annotation, molecular function: fatty acyl-CoA hydrolase activity. Gene Ontology annotation, biological process: acyl-CoA metabolic process; fatty acid metabolic process. Lineage: Eukaryota; Metazoa; Chordata; Actinopteri; Acipenseriformes; Polyodontidae. Bases 260 to 1615 code for a protein of 451 amino acids.
UGUUGUGGUUUUCUGUCAAUGUGCCCCUUCUUGCAUCCUCUGAAUGUCUUUCCAUGUUUUAAUUUUAUUUUAAAAUCUUUAAAAGCAAAACCAUAACAAAGCAUAGAAUACUAGUUUAUACACUGAGCAAAAACAUUGGAUCGGCAAUAUAUUGUGUCGUGUCCCCCCCUCUCCGUAAUCAAAGUGGUGUUUACAAUCUGCGCAGAGUGUUCAAGAGUUUUUGUUUGGUCAACUUUACCGCGCGUACAAGAGUUCAAAUAUGUAUGUCGGUGUUGUGAAGAACGUUGUACCCUUGUGCUUUCUCAAGACAAUGUUGUUUUCUCCGCGCUGUCUGUCCACGGCCGCAGCCUGCCAUUCGCCCGUCCGUGUGCGAGUGCUGCCCAGCCCGAAAUGCCUCUUUGACGAGCCGGUACAAGUGAAAGUGGAGGGCCUCUCCCCGAACCAGGAGGUCGUUCUGAGGGCGAAGCUGACAGAUGAAAGGGGGGAGCUGUUCCAGUCCUCCGCCACGUACCGGGCAGACGGGAUCGGGGAAAUUGAUUUGUCCCGGUCUCCAGCUCUGGGCGGCAGCUUCUCCGGUACCGAACCUAUGGGUUUAUUCUGGGCCUUAACCGCCAAAAAUGCUCACAAAAAACUAGUAAAGCGAGACGUGCGAACCCCGUUCCUAGUCGAUAUCGAGGUGCACAGCGACGGGGAUACGGAGGGGCAGCUACUCGCCAAGGAGACUAACGAGAGAGGGUUCCUCGCAGAAGGCGUAGAGAGACUGCCCGUUAGGGAGGGCAAAGUUCGGGCAACCCUCUUUUUACCUCCCGGCAGGGGCCCCUUUCCCGGGGUCCUGGACAUCUACGGGACAGGGGGAGGUCUGCCCGAGUACAGAGCCAGCCUGCUGGCCAGCCGUGGGUUUGCAGUCCUGGCCCUCGCCUACUAUAGCUACCAGGACCUGCCCAAGGACAUAAGGGAGCUGGAGCUGGAGUACUUUGAGGAGGCCGUGAGCUUCCUCAGGACACAUCCACAGGUGAAAGGUCCUGGUAUAGGUGUCCUGGCAGUUUCUAAAAGUGGGGACCUGGCGCUGUCCAUGGCUUCCUACUUGCCUGGCAUCUCCGCCACCAUCAGCAUCAACGGCUGCAAUGCCAAUACGCUCUAUCCCCUGCGUUAUAAGGGCACGGUUAUCCCUCCCUUGUUAUUUAAGUCAAGCAGGUUAAUCUUAACCAAGUCUGGGAUCGCAAACAUCAGGGACACCCUCAAUAACCCCGCUGAGGGAGAGAAUCGCCAGAGCUUGAUCCCGAUCGAGCAAGCGCAGUGCAGAUUCCUCUUUGUUGUUGCGGAGGACGACCAGAACUGGAAGAGCCCAUUCUUUGCAGAAGAGGCAGCCAAGAGGCUCAGGGAAUGCGGGAAGGAGAACUUUGAGGUGGUAGUGUACCCUAGAGCAGGGCACUAUCUAGAGCCUCCCUACUUCCCUCACUGCCCCUCUUCACUGCAUUUACUGGUUGGUGUUCCGGUGGUCUGGGGAGGGGAACCCAAGAGCCACGGGGAGGCGCAGGUGGACCUGUGGGGCAGGAUACAGGCAUUUUUUAAGAAGUACCUUGAUGGGGAGAGCACCUCCAAGGCUAGGAUGUGAAACAGCAGUAUGGAUAACAAUGAGGAGGGGAAAUCUAUUUUGUCUGCUAGGAAUGCCUGCCAUCUGUUUCUGCAUCAUCUGCUUUUGUUCUGUGGUCAUGAGCAUGGUCCUAAUCUGUUUGCAGUACACAUGCAGCCACCAAUCCUAUCCCAACUAACUGAUAUUGGUAAAAAUAUUUUUCAAUCAGUAGAUGUACAGGAUGUGCAGCCCAUCUUGUGACAGUUUUAUGUAUAUCUGAGAUGAUCAAACAGAACCAAUCUAAUGACAGUCUUCACAUAGAACUCUUAUUGGUGCUAAAUAAAUGCCCCGUGUUGGAUGAAA